Molecule: messenger RNA, 1883 nt
Organism: Sebastes umbrosus (honeycomb rockfish)
Lineage: Eukaryota; Metazoa; Chordata; Actinopteri; Perciformes; Sebastidae
Gene: ppm1f
Product: protein phosphatase, Mg2+/Mn2+ dependent, 1F
Exons: 8
Coding region: 198-1514 (438 amino acids)
Biological process (GO): negative regulation of protein kinase activity; protein dephosphorylation
Cellular component (GO): cytosol
Molecular function (GO): protein serine/threonine phosphatase activity; cation binding
Source: RefSeq, a predicted model, not a curated record
CAGGUUUGUGUGUGUGUGAAUCUUUGACUCUUUGUGUUUCCCUCAGCUGUCGGUCUGGUUGUGUUUUGUUAGGCGUGAAGUUCCUGUACCAAAGGAUUGUUCCAGUUUAGCUAGCUCCAGUUUUAAAUCUCCACUUGGGACCGGUGAGCCCUGAGCCCCUGUUCACCUGAGAGCAUACUGUAGCCAGAGUCAGCGGGAUGGAGGAGGAGGCCAGGUGCUUCCUGGUGAAGUUUGUGGAGGAGUUCCCAGCUCCUCUGGAGGAAGGCAGUCUGCUGCCUGUCAGCCUUCUGAGCCGCAAAGUCACCCUGGAGGAGCUGCAUGGAGAGAGCCUGGAGCUGGGUAUGAGGCUGCUGGCUGCCAGGGGUGCUCCUGCAGGCCUCAGUGCCCGUCUGUGCCAGGCAGCGCUGUCCCAGCUGCUGCAGAGUGACCUUUCACCUCUCCACUGCCCCCAGGAAGCUGAGGACAACCAGGAAGAGGAGCAGCAAGUAGUCUUGCUUCAGUCAGAGGCAGUCCAGCGUCUCUUCCUCAACAAGCUGAUAAAUGUGACACUGGCGUGGCAUCAAAAUUUCCCCAAACUACCCCCCUCCUCCUCCUCCUCCCGGUUCCUCCACUGCUCCGUUCACGCCAUCAAGAACACGAGGAGGAAGAUGGAGGACAAACACUUGGCCCUGGCUGAGUUCAACCAGCUCUUUGGAAUCACGGAUGGAGCGGAGUGUGCCUACUACGCUGUGUUUGACGGCCACGGAGGGGUCGACGCUGCCACCUACGCUGCCACUCACCUCCACGUUGCUCUGAGCAAACAGGAGACACUGCAGAGUGACACAGCCACAGCCUUUAAAACUGCCUUCAAACACACAGAUGACAUGUUCAGGGCCAAAGCCAAGAGAGAGCGUCUGCGGAGCGGCACUACGGGUGUGGCGGUGCUGAUCCAGGGACAAGAGCUGACUGUGGCUUGGCUGGGAGACUCUCAAGCAAUGCUCGUCAGAAAGGGACAAGAUGUAACACUCAUGGACCCCCAUAAACCAGACAGAGAGGAUGAGAAACAGAGAAUUGAGGAUCUUGGUGGCUGUAUCACCUUCAUGGGUUGCUGGCGUGUUAAUGGCACCUAUGCAGUAUCCAGAGCUAUAGGUGACUUUGACCAGAAGCCCUAUGUGUCUGGAGAUGCUGACUGCUUGACAACCCAGCUGUUGGGGGAUGAAGACUAUGUGCUGCUGGCGUGCGAUGGCUUCUUUGAUGCAGUCAAACCUGAGGAGGUCCCACAUCUGGUCCUGCAUGCACUCCAGCAGUCUGGUGACCCCGAGGACGGGGGAGAGGCUCUGCUGGAACAGUCUGAGGACACUGUUGGGCUUAGAGUCGCUCAACAGUUGGUAGCUCAUGCUAAAGCAGCCGGUUCUAGUGAUAACAUCACAGUGAUGCUGGUGUUCCUGCGUCCACCGGAGCAACUGCUGCUGCCUCAAAACACCACCACGGGACCUGCACAUGCUACUCAGGACCAAGAUGCACCACAGCAGUGAAGCAGGAGAUCUGCUGCUUAACCACCACUGUGCCAAGCUACUGCCUGACUCAGCAUUUCUAAGCCUAUUUUUGUCCCAAAGAGCUGUCAGACAUCCUGCAGACUGACAAAGCUCAUUGAUGCUAACAAAACACAUGAACACAGCAGGGUGGAGUCACACUCUGUCACCGCUCUGGAGGAAAAGUGUUGAUUCAACUGUAUUUAAACAAGGUUUGUUAGAUGAUGCAGGGCCAGGUUAAAGUAGAAGUAGGCAGUAUAUUUUUAGCAUCAUUGGGCAACAAAUUCCAUAAUAACCUUUCAGCAUAUUGUAAUUCAAGUGUUCUGAGAGAAAACUAGACUUCUGCUCCUCCUCAUGGCUCUGUUUUCAGGC